Messenger RNA from Rhizopus microsporus ATCC 52813, 1839 nucleotides. RefSeq lists its product as uncharacterized. The coding region runs from base 1 to 1839 and encodes 612 amino acids. Lineage: Eukaryota; Fungi; Mucoromycota; Mucoromycetes; Mucorales; Rhizopodaceae. The record is from RefSeq and is a predicted model, not a curated record. The transcript is spliced from 9 exons.
AUGGUUCAUACAUUUCUAAUUCUCGAUGGACAUCCCGGGGCAUUUGCGCCCACUCAAAGACCAGAGAACACUCUACUUGAGCCAAAAGAUCAACUUCCACCUUACCCAUUAUGGAGUUGUAUGGUACAGAGUACUUUAGAAUUCUGUCGGAUUGGUUGGACACUUGCUAAAGAUCCUAUCAAUGUGUUGGUUGCAGGCAGAAUACCUAUAGUACUCAAUGACAUAGAUCAACAAACAAUUCAUAGAUUACAACAACAGUUUCCUCUUGUUCAACCCAGAGAAACUUAUCGCGAAGAUAGAUUACAGUUGAGCAUAGAUAAAGUAUUCAGCAUGUUUGUAAAGCAACAAACGGGCAGCAUAAAUCGCUGUCGUUUAGUGUUGGUCGUGAUUGCAAAGGACAACAAUGAAAAGCUAUUUGAAUUUCGUAAUAAUGCAAAUGAAAUGACUAAAGACCUUCGCAUACUAUUACAUAAAGCGGCAGAUAAACAUACAAACCUAGAUCAUGUUCAAGUCGACGUACUUCGAUUAUUUUCUCACUGUGAACAAUUACCUGAAAACAUCAUCAACAAACGAGUAUCUGACAAGUUGACUGUAUCCGUUCACAAUAUACCCAAUGGCUACAAUGACUUGAAUAUGGCUAUGAUGCACUUGGCACAAUUAUAUUUUGAUGUAGAUACGCUCAAUAUACUAAAAAUACCAAUGAAGUCAUCUGAACAGCAGCAAUCAACUCACACAGUAACAUUGUAUUACAAACUCGAAGGACAUCACUUGAUUAACCGGAAAAAGACAGAAACAGAUAAGCCUAUUCAUGACCCAAACUUUUUAAGUUCAAGACAAUUAAGCUUGAUUUACCUCAAAAGAAGCAAAAGAGCCAUUCAAGGCUCAGAAUGGUGUACCUGCAGGCACGUCGUUUCACCUAUGAAGAUGCGUGAUUUACCAACAGAAGUAUAUGUAGACAUGACUUUAAAAGGAAGUAUUUCAUACCUCAUGACUUCUGAGGCAAGCCAAACUUCUAAAUGGACACAUGUUUUAAUGGCUGAAAAUAACAACAUCUACCUUUACUGUUUCAAUAAUGAACUUCAAGAAGAGUUUUCAAGGAUGAUCGAUCAGUCACUAGAACUUGUUGAGGUGAAGCCAGAAGGAAUGAAAAAGACCAAGAGACUGUCGAGUGAAUUGGGGGCAACAGAAUUCGCAGAAAGUGUGCUGAAACCCAAUCUGCACUUGAACGUAGAUGAAUUUUUGACUUCUGUUACAUCCAAUCCUUUGUAUCACUUGAUUCAGAUCAAUCCGACAAAAUAUGCCCCUCAUCACUUGGCAAUGAUACCAAAAGCGUCAUUUAGUACUACUCAAAGCAUCGAAAGAGCGACUCGUCAUAAGCCUGUUGAACCUACAGUCAAGGAAGAGCCAAAGGCCCUAGAUAUAAAAUCUGAGGAUAAUAAAGCGCCUGAAACCAUGGAUAUAGAUCAAGCGUGGAACCAGGUACAACAGUAUGAAAAUAUGACAUUAAGGGAAAAGGAAGAAGUGGCACAAGGUGUCUUGCCUGCAGUCAAACAGACAACAACAGGUGAGGCACAACCCUUCUCACACCAACUCCCUGUUGCUGGUGUUAAGGUGAAUACAAACUUUAGGGGCAGACGAGGUGCGCCUGUCAAGAACACACCUGCAUUGUCUUCUUCUACCUUGACUACUCAACCACCCAGCAUUCAGAAAUACCCUGACCCUACUUUAGCCGUGCCUUACCUGAACCCUAUUCCACCCACGUUAGAAGAGAAAGAGAAUGAGGAAAAACAAGAGUUAGAGAAACUAGGCGAGCCUGGAGCCCACAAGGACUGCCAAUGA